Messenger RNA from Prorocentrum cordatum, 674 nucleotides. The record is from the annotation of a GenBank genome assembly. NCBI's taxonomy places the organism in Eukaryota, Dinophyceae, Prorocentrales, Prorocentraceae.
CUCCUCCUCCUCCUCCUACGCCUCCUCCUCCUCCUCCCUUUCCUCGGGGCGGCGUGCCCGCCACCCCGAGAUGGGAGGGCCCGAAUUCGAGCUCGACCCCGCCGGAUGGCGAGGCGUGGGCGGCACCUCGCCAGCUCGCGCGCGCGCGUGCAGGGCCGCAUGCCCCUGGCGUGCGCUGGGAGGAGGAAGGAGGAGGCCCUUGUCGCCCGCUCUCGCCGGUGCUGUCGGCUCUUGCCAAGGCCAACGACGAAUUCGACGCGCCGCGGCCUCUCGCGGCGCAGGCUCUCAGCGCAGCUGCCCUGGCCUCCGCAGGGGAGCCCGGCGGCGGGGUGGGCGAGGGGAGCCGGUCCAUCGGCUCCCAGGGCCUCCCUGCCGCGGGGGCCCCGCGAAGGAAUUCGCCCGCGUCGGCGGGCCCCGCUGCCCACGACGCCGGCGGCGGAAUUAGAUCCCCCCCCUGCGUGCCCCCGGCAGGGCUCGCCAUGGGGAGGGCGCCUAUAUAGCCGCCGCUCGCCGCCCGCUAUGGGGAUUGUACACGACACGGCUGUGGGCUGGUUUGUCCUCCCCGGCCUGACAGGGCGCUCCCGCCCUCGCUGCGGUCCGAAACGAGCGCGCCCGGCGCCUCUCGCCUUUCGCGGCAGACCUCUCGAGGCGGGGAGGACGCGCGUCAGAGCGUG